CCAAUUGGGCCGGCCCAAAACUGCUCGGCGCAGUGCCCCUCUUCCCCCACCCAUCCGCCGUCGAGGCACUCGGUCGCGCCGGCGCCGCCCUUCUCACGGCUGCGUUUCUUCCGGCUGGAGGGGCUCCUACCCCCACGGCAGGCUCAGGCUGCGGCGCUCGCAGGGCACGCCAUGGAGCUUGAGGAUGCCUUCAAGAAGCGCGCCCGCGCAAGUGGUGUCGUCGGCGGAUCCUCGGCCGGCAGCCCGGACCGGCUGAGCUCUCUGCCGGACUGCCUCCUCCAUAGUCCAUACCAUCAUGUCCUUCUUGAAAGCCCGGCAGGCGGUGCAGACAUGCGUGCUGUCCACACGGUGGAGGCACCUCUGGCGCUCUGUCCCGUGCCUCGACAUCGACUUUGAUGAGUUCAAGAAAAAGGCGCCCGCUUCUGAUGCCAGCCGCAUCACCUACAACAAUUUCCUGGAAGAUGAUGCCUCUGAUUCCGAGAGUGAUGUCUGGCGUUUUGAUCUUUUCAACAACAGCAACUACAAGGACUGGGAGGAUUUUGAGGAUUUUGCCGUGACACUGAUGCGCCACUGUAACAUUGCACAGUUGGAUUCAUUCCGGCUGCAUAGUGAUGGAAACAGAGCACCGGAGUUUGGAAAAAGAGUGGCAGCAGGAUGGCUCCGUCGCGCCAUGAAAUACUGCACUCCUGAUCGUGCCAAUCAUCAGGGAUUGAGCUCUGGUUCCUGGCGCCUCAAAAGGUUGCAUCUCUGCCAUGUACUUCUUGAUGAUAGUUUUCUUAAUCAUGUUAGUUCUGUGUGCCACUCUUUGGAGGAUUUGGAGCUGGACGACUGCAGUUGUAAAAUUCAGUCAAUCACCUCCCACUCGCUGAAGACCCUGGUUCUAAAAAAAUGCCAAUGGCGAAAUCUUUCUGAGAUUAUAUCGCCCACACUGAAGACAUUGGUUAUCGAUGGCGGCUCAAAUACUGAUGCCUGUGUGCUUGUUAUCUUGGCCCCUGUUCUUGCAUAUCUGCAUCUGGUUAUGCAUGUUGCCCUCUUUCGUGGUGGUGUUUCAUUAAACGAGAUGCCAUCCGUUGCCAAGGCAUUGAUUCAUCUACACGGUCACAAACAUGGUUUUGUCAGAAGUAAAAUUGGUGGUGAUCAAUUCAAAUUUCUCUGUAGCAUAUCUAAUUCGACAAAUUUAGAAUUGUCGGGCUUUGGGACAUUGGUGCUUGGUAAGGAACCUAGAUUCCAAGAAUUCAAGAACCUGAGGAACUUAUUGUUGGACGACUGUGAUCUCAGUGAUGACUUCAGGACAUUGGUGUUCUUUCUUCGGAGUUCUCCUAUUCUUGAGAAACUCACUUUGCGGUGCUGCAAGUUCCCAAAAUAUUCUAGCAAAAAGAAAGGAAUGCCCAUACUCAAGAAAACCUCAUCUUCUGAGGUCCGUUGUCUGGAUUUGCUGUGUGAGAACCUCAAGGUUGAAAUCAUAUAUAAGGAUGGCUAUGGACCCCACCAUAUCAGUCUUCUGCAGCUUGUUUUGGUGAAUCUGUUGAAGAACAACAUUAAACUGACCAGAGUUAUUUAGUGUUUUUGUUAUCCCAGACCUUUCAUGUGGCUCCUUUCCUAACGGUUCAUGUGGAAUUUAUGUGCACAAUAUAGGCUCCCUUCAGCGGCACUAAAUCGAAGCCUAUAUACUUUUGACUACUUUCUGAGUGAAGCAGACCUUUGCUCUAUUGAUACAUAUGAUAUUGCCUUUUACUCAUUUUCCUUGAUUAAGGAUGUGAUUGCCUAUGUAAAAUAUCUGUUUUAAGCCCUAUGUACUGUGUGUCAGUGUCUGCUGUCCACUUACGUGGACAAAGCUUGCUUAAACUGUUACAUAUCGGGGAACUGUUUCGUAUUAUAAAAUAUGGCAAUCUUGAAAAA
Sorghum bicolor (sorghum) is the source of this 1899-nucleotide messenger RNA. RefSeq lists its product as uncharacterized. The record is from RefSeq and is a predicted model, not a curated record. Gene Ontology annotation, molecular function: protein binding. Lineage: Eukaryota; Viridiplantae; Streptophyta; Magnoliopsida; Poales; Poaceae. The transcript has 4 exons. Bases 296 to 1561 code for a protein of 421 amino acids.